Molecule: messenger RNA, 7174 nt
Organism: Mus musculus (house mouse)
Lineage: Eukaryota; Metazoa; Chordata; Mammalia; Rodentia; Muridae
Gene: E2f5
Product: E2F transcription factor 5
Exons: 9
Coding region: 6035-6589 (184 amino acids)
Biological process (GO): positive regulation of DNA-templated transcription; regulation of DNA-templated transcription; regulation of transcription by RNA polymerase II
Cellular component (GO): nucleoplasm; nucleus; transcription regulator complex
Molecular function (GO): protein dimerization activity; DNA-binding transcription activator activity; DNA-binding transcription activator activity, RNA polymerase II-specific
Source: RefSeq, a predicted model, not a curated record
UAUUAAUUUUAUUUCACAUCAAUUUCUGACAUAGUAUAUAUAGCAGAAUGUUCCUUAAUUAAAAUCUCAAGAAACAAAACACAUACAAACACAUAUAUACACAAAACCACCAACAAUCACUUCAAUGAAAUAGCAGGAAUUAACAAUCUUUGGUCCUGGACAUUUUUCAAUAACAAUGGACUCAAUCCCCCAAUAAAAAGACACAGAAUAACAGAAUGGAUGCAAAAACAAAAUCUAUCCUGCAUACAAGAAACAUACCUCUACAACAAAGAUAGACAUUACCUUAGAGUAAAAGGGUAGAAAAUUUUUUCCAAGAAAAUGGCCCCAAGGAAUUUGCUGGUGUAGCUGUUCCAAUAUCUGUCAAAAUAGACUUCAAACCAAAGUUAAUCAAAAGAAAUACAGAAUGACAAUUAAUACUCAGCAAAGGAGAAAUCCACCAAGAUGCCAUUUCACUUCUCAACAUCUCUGUCCCAAAUGCAAGAGCACCCACAUUUGUAAAAGACACAUUACUAAAGCUUAAGUCACACAUCAACCCUCACUCAUUGAUAGUAGGAGACCUCAAUUCCCCACCCUCACCAAUGGAUAGGUAAUGCAGGCAUAAACUAAACAGAGAAAUAAUAGAGCUAUUAUGUUAUUAACCAAAUGGUCUUAACAGAUAUGUGCAGAACCCAAGCAAAAUAAUAUACCUUUUCAGCACCUCAUGGAAUGUUCUCCACAACUGAACAAUUACUUGGUCACAAAGCAAGUGUCAACAGAUAAAAGAAAAUUGAAAUAAUCUUCUGCAAAAGGUUUAAUCAAACCAGAUUAAAGGUGGAGUUCAGCAAGGACAGAAAUAACAGAAAGCCUACAAACUCACGGAAACUAAACUCUAUACUGAAUGACCACUAGCUUGCUAGAAUUCAAUGAAAAUGAAUUCACGACUACCCAAGUUUGUGGACAUAAUGAAAGCUGUGCUAAGAGUAAAGUUCAUAGUACUACUUGCCUUCAUGAAGAAGCUGGAGAUAUCUUAUACUAACAACAGCGUACCUGAAAGCUCUUGAACAAAAAGAAACAAAUGCACCUAAGAGGAGUAGAAGGCAGGAAAUAAUAAAACAGGGCUGAAAUCAAUAAAAUAGAAACAAAGAGAACAUUAUGAACAAUCAAUGAAACAAAACAAUUGGUUCUUUAAGAAAAUCAUCAACAAAGACAAACCCUUAUCCUAACUAAAGGCAAAGAAAGAAUACCCGAAUUAAAAUCAGAAACAGAAAGGGGGACAUAACACCAGACACCAAGGUAAUCCAAAAAGUCAUUAGGUCCUACUUCAAAAACCUGUAUUCCUCAAAAUUGGAAAAAUCUCGAAGAAAUGGACAGUUUUCUCAAUGGAUAUCACUUACCAAAGUUAAAUCAAGAUCAGAUAACUUAAAUCAAGAUCAAAUAGACUUAUAACUCCCAAGGAAAUAGAAGCAGACUUUAAAAUCUCUCAACCAAUAAAGGCACAGGGCCAGAACAUUUUCGCCCAGAAUUCUAUCAGAGUUUCAAAGAAAAGCUAACACCAAUACUCCUGAAGUUAUCCCACAAAAUAAAAACAGAAGAAACAUUGCCAGAUUAAUUUUAUGAGGUCAUAGUCACCCUGACACCUAAUCCAUAUAAAGACUCAACAAAGGGAAAUUAUACAACCAUUUCCUCAUGAAGACUGAUGUAAAAAUACUAAAAAAAAAAAAAAAAAAAAAAAAACAGAAAAGCAAAACAAAACAAAAACAAAACAACAACAACAAAAAACAAACACACAAACAAAACAAAAACAAAUCCAGGGCUGGCACUAACAGCUCUUCCAGAGGUCCUGAGUUCAAUUCCCAGCAACCACAUGGUGGCUCACAACCAUAUGGAUUAGAGUCCAAUGCCCUCUUCUGGUGCGACUGAAGAUAGCUACAGUGUACACCUACACAUAAAAUAAAUCUUAAACAAAAAAACAAAACAAACAACAAAAACCAAUCCAAUCGUGGUAGUACAUGCCUUUGGCAGAGGCAGGUAGAUCUCUGAGAGUACUAUCCUGUUCUACAAAGUGAGUCCAGGGUAGGCAGGGCUCUGUUAUACCAAAAAAUGUUGUCUUAAAAAAAAAAUCCAAGAACACAUCAAAAAGAUCAUCCAUCAUGAUCAAAUAGGAUUCAUCCCAGACACACAGGAAACAUUCAACACAUGAAAAUAAGUCAAUGUAAUCAAUCCACCAUAUAAAACAACUGAAAGAAAAACAUAUGAUCAUCUCAUUAUACACUGAAAAAAAUUUGACAAAUUCAACACCCCUUCAUGAUAAAAGCCUUGGAGAGGUCAGGGAUAUAAAGGUCAGACCUAAACAUAACAAAGGCAAUUUACAGCAAGUCUAUAGAUAGCAUGAAAUCAAAUGGAGAGAAACUCAAAGGAAUUACACUAAAAUCAGGGACAAGACAAGGCUGCCUACUGUCUAUAUGUAUUCAAUAUUGUAAUUGAAGUUCUAGAUAGAGCAAUAAGAAAACUAAACGCAAUCAAGGGGAUUCAAAUUGGAAAGUGUUGCUAUUUGCAUAUGAUAAUAUGUUAUACAUAAGAGACCCCAAACAUUUUAUAAGACAAUUCCUUCAGCUGAUAAAUACCUUCAGCAAAGUGGCUGGAUACAAAAUUAACUUAAAAAAAAACAAUCAAUAGCCUUCUUAUAUACAAAUGACAAAAGAGACUGAGACAGCAAUCAAGGAAAUAAUAUACUUCACAAUAGCCACAAAUAUUACAAAAUAUCUUGGCUAACUCUAACCAAACAAGAGUAAGACCAAAAUGAUAAAAACUUCAAGUAUUUGAUGACGGAAAUUAAAGAUUUCAGAAGAUGGAAAGAUCUCCCAUGUUCCUGAAUCAGUAGAGUGAACAUAAUGAAAAUGUGCACUAAGAUUAAAAUUCCAACAGAGUUCUUUACAGACCUUGAAAGAACAAUGUUCAACUUCAUAUGGGGGAAAAAAAACCAAAACAACCCAGGAUAGCUAAACCAAUCCUCUAUAAUAAAAGACCAUCUAGAGGUAUCACCAUCACCAUUUCAAGCAGUAUUACAGAACAAUAAUAAUACAAAUUGUAUGGUCUAGGCAUAAAAAUAGACACAUUGAUUAAUGGAAUUGAAGACCGAGAAGUAAAUCCAUACACCUAUGUAAUCUGAUUUUUGACAAAGAAGCCAGAAAUAUACAAUGGAAAAAAGAAAGCAUUUUCAACAAAUGGUGCUGGUCUACCUGGAUGACUACAUGUAGAAGAAUAAAAACAGAUUCUUAUCUAUUACCCUGAACAAAAUCAAGUCCAAGUGGAUCAAAGACCUCAACAUGAAACCAGACACACUGAAUCUAAUAGAAGAGAAAAUGAGGAAUAGCCUUGAAAGCAUAGGCAUAGAAGACAACUUCCGGAAUAGGACACUAGUAGCACAUGCAAUAAAAUCAAUAAUGAUAAAUGGGACCUCAUGAAACUGAAAAGUUUCCAUAAGGCAAAGGACACCAUUAAUAGGAGAAAACAAACAAACAAACAACCCAGCAGCCUACAGGAUGGGAAAAGAUCCCAUCACAUCUGACAGAGGGCUAAUAUCCAAAAUACAUAAAGGACUCCAGAAAUCGCACAUCAACAAAUUAAAUAAUCCUAUUAAAAUGGUGUAAAGAUCCAAACAGAGAAUUCUCAACAAAAGGAUUUCAAAUGGCCAAGAAACACUUAAGGAAAUGGUCAACAUCCUUAGCCAUCAGGAGAAAUACAAAUUAGAACGACUUUGAAAUUCCAUCUUACAACUGUCAAAUGGCUAAGAUCAAAAACACAUGUGACAAAUUCUGCUGGGGAAUGGAUGUGGAGCAAUGAAAACACACCUCCAUUGCUGGUUGGGAGGGCAAACUAGUACAGGUUCUUUGGAAAUCAAUAUAGUGGUUUCUCAAAAGACGGGGACUCAAUCUACCUCAAGACCCAGCUAUAGCACUCUUGGGCAUAUUCCCAAAGGAUGCUACAUAUUAUUACAAGGACAUUUGUUCACCUAUGUUCACAGCAGCUUUAUUCAUAAUAGCCGGAAACUGGAAACAACCUACAUUCCCUCAAUCGAACAAUGGAUUUAAAGAUAAAAUAAGUGGUACAUUAUCACAAUGGAGUAUUACUCGGUUGUUUAAAAAAAAAAAUGACAUCAUGAAAUAUACUGGCAAAUUGAUGGAACUCAAAAACCUCAUCCUGAGUGAAGUAACCCAAACUCAGAAAGAUGAACAUGGUACAUACUCACUUAUAAGUGGAUCUUAGCUGUAAAGUAAACAUAAUGCUACAAUCCCCAGACCCAGAAAGACUAAGUAACAAGACAGGCUAAAGAGGGUAUCUCUCUGGAAAGGGUCAGUGGAAUAGAAUCUGCAGGUGGAUUGGGGGGGCAGACGGGGAUUUUAAGUGUUGCAGCUCUGAAGGAAAAUGCUUCCCCUACAGAAGUUUUGCUCCAGACGCCUGGAAAAAUUUUGGUUUAAAAUUGUUUUCAGGAUUUACUAGUUAAUGCUGUCAGUUUCUCCUCGCGUUUUGUUUUUUUGUUUUUUUUUUUCCCUACUGUUAAUUUGGGCAUUCUUGCAUGAAGGAUAUGUCUUCAUUAAUUCCUGCCAAAUGAUGUUUUUAGUCACCUACUACUUGUUAAGUGUGAAGGAUAUUCAACAGGUGCGAAUACCAAGUUGUUUAAGAUCUUGGGUUUUUUUUUGUUUUUGUUUUUUGUUUUUUGUAAACUUUUAUUUAUUUACAUUCCAAAUGUUACCCCCCCUUCCAGGUAGCCCCUCCAAAAGUUCUUCAUCCCAUACCCCCUUCCCUUUGCCUCUGAGAGGUUGCUCCCCACACUACCCCGACCCAUCUUACCCACCCAAGGUGUUGAAGAUUUUAAUCCUGAGUCUCAAGUUUGCAAAUAAAAAAUGUGGGAGCACAUUUCCUCCUCUUAUAUCUGUGAUCUUACUAUCGAGCCAUAGUUUACGAUGUCAAUAAGUCAAAAGAUGCUGCGAUUGUCUCAAUAAUAGAAUUAUUGGGGAGCAAAAGAGUAUAAUUUUGUAAAGAACACUAAAGGCAGGUAAGGAAAGAGCUGGGGGUCUACUUCCUUCACCGUCAAGGCUCAGGUGCUUCUGUUUGCAGAAAAGGCUUUGGAAAAGACUGAAGGUCAGAGUCCCAAAACCUUCCGGGACGCGGCGUUCUCCUAUUUACGCGAAGAUGAGCCUUACAAUACUUGCACCUGAUCAGGGAUGAGCGCUCCAGGCCGACCAAAAGCACGCUCCGCCUGAGGGAACCCGACUGCCCCGCCCCUCCGCGGAGAGUGCGUUACUAGGCAACGCCGCGCGGCGUCACUUCCUGCCAUUUAAACUCGGGCCCACCCUCGCGGCGCUGGCCGCUCGUGUGAAUCCGCGCGCUCUGUGGUGCCGUGCGCGAGCCGCGCGGCUCCGGGGACUGGUGGACGCGGGGCGCGCCGUGGGCGGGGAGCGGAGUCCGCGCACCUCCUCUGCCGGUGGCGGAGCGGCUCCUCGCCAGAGGACAGCAGGGCCGCGGCGGUGAUGGCGGCGGCGGAGCCCACGAGCUCUGCUCAGCCCACGCCGCAGGCCCAGGCUCAGCCGCCGCCGCAUGGGGCGCCAUCCUCGCAGCCGUCCGCGGCGCUCGCGGGGGGCAGCAGCCGGCACGAGAAGAGCCUGGGCUUGCUUACCACCAAAUUCGUGUCGUUGCUGCAGGAGGCGCAGGACGGCGUCCUGGAUCUCAAAGCGCUUAAUCACUGAACUGUUAAGGAGUGUGAGUGUCUGUUGCUCUGAAAAUUCCUGUUCUGUACACUUUACAGGCUGCAGAUACCUUGGCUGUGAGGCAAAAGCGAAGAAUUUAUGAUAUCACCAAUGUCUUAGAGGGAAUUGAUCUAAUUGAAAAAAAAUCAAAGAACAGUAUCCAGUGGAAGGGUGUAGGUGCUGGCUGUAAUACUAAAGAAGUUAUCGAUAGAUUAAGGUGUCUUAAAGCUGAAAUUGAAGAUCUCGAAUUGAAGGAAAGAGAACUUGACCAGCAGAAGUUGUGGCUACAGCAAAGCAUCAAAAAUGUGAUGGAAGACUCCAUUAAUAACAGAUUUUCUUAUGUAACUCACGAAGACAUCUGCAAUUGCUUUCAUGGUGAUACACUGUUGGCCAUUCAGGCACCUUCUGGUACACAGCUGGAAGUACCUAUUCCAGAAAUGGGACAGAAUGGACAAAAGAAAUACCAGAUAAAUCUGAAGAGUCACUCAGGGCCUAUCCAUGUGCUACUUAUAAAUAAAGAGUCCAGUUCAUCUAAGCCAGUGGUUUUUCCUGUUCCCCCACCUGAUGACCUCACACAGCCUUCCUCCCAGUCCUCAACUUCAGUGACUCCACAGAAAUCCACCAUGGCUGCUCAAAACCUGCCUGAGCAGCAUGUUUCCGAAAGAAGCCAGACUUUCCAGCAGACACCAGCUGCAGAAGUAUCUUCAGGAUCUAUUAGUGGAGACAUCAUUGAUGAACUGAUGUCUUCUGAUGUGUUUCCUCUUUUACGGCUUUCUCCUACCCCAGCAGAUGACUACAACUUUAAUUUAGAUGAUAAUGAAGGAGUUUGUGAUCUGUUUGAUGUUCAGAUACUAAAUUAUUAGAUUCCAUGGAAACUUGGGACUAUUAUCUACCUCUAUAACAUUUUAGAAUUCUUUAAUAACCUAAGUAUUUAAAAUUAUGAAUGUAACACCUUUUUAGUUCACUGAUUCUGAAGUGUUCUUCCCUAACAUUUUAUUUUUUACUUCACAAAACUUGAAAGGGCUCUGCCUGCUUCUGGGGGGUAGAGGUAAUGAUUACCUGUCCAGCAGCUGCCCCUCCAGUGACCACAUUCAGUUUCUUUCAGUAGCUUCCUCUCCUGAGAGGGCAGUUACAGCAGGCUCCAGUUCAUCCAAACAAAACAUUGUCCAGAAGAUCACUUAUUUGUCUUAUGUUUUGCCGCAAAAUUGUUUCUAUGUAUCCUUCAAACAGACAUUCACUGCCAUAUAUAAAGUGAAGGAUAUCACUGUUAAGUGAACAGAUUUUGUGAAGUGCCUUCUGUUUUAGCACUUUAAGCCUAUCAGUUUGUUGACUUCUGACAUUCCACUUUCCUAGAGUACAGGAAAGAUCUGUUUAUGUAGUUUGAUUAUAAAAUGUGCCAAUGCCUGUACAUUAACAAGAUUUAAAGAAAUAAAGUUGUAUGAAACAUU